AUGACUGGGCCUGCUCAUCUGGAGGAACAUAAGUCAGUCAAGCUAUCAACUCACGCAGUAUUCUUCAUUGGAACGCCGCAUCAAGGAGCAGAAGGGGUCGAUCUUGCCCAAAUACUCACGAAAGUCCUAUCCUUGUUUUCAAACACCAACGACACGCCAUUGCAAGAUUUGAAGCGGAAUUCGGAUCGGCUCGUUGAUCUGCAAAGACAGUACAACGCCAUCAGUCACGAAUUCAAGACAGUAUUUUACUAUGAAACUCGCCCAAUGUCAAUACCACUGCGUGGUCGACUUCUGAACCCAACGCAGGUCGUACCCGAGUUUUCAGCUGUUGUAUUUGGGGCGGCGAAUGCGGAAGCCAUUCCACUGGAUGCUGAUCAUUCCACGAUGGUGAAGUUUACCGGACCAAAAGAUGACAACUUUUUGAACGUUGCCACAAUGUUGCAUCUUUACUGUACGGAGGCGACUGCAAGAAUCAUAAGAAACUGGGAGAAUUGGAGCUCCAUAAGAGAACAUCACAUCCAGCAUGAGAGUAGCAGCAAUAUUGGACAAAUUCCCAAAGAGUUUAAAACAGGAGUUACCUUCAAGAAUAUUUGGAAUCGCCAUUUCACUGGCAGAAAUCAAACUUUGGAGUCCAUGGACCACCUUCUCCGACGGGAGCCAGAUCAACUGGAAACUCGCGUGGCCGUCAUUUACGGCCCAGGAGGGAUAGGCAAAACACAGCUCGCACUCGAGUAUGUCCGGAGGCAACAGCAACAUUAUGGAUCGGUCUUUUGGAUCGAUGCUCAUCGUCCGGACACAUUCAAAACGAGUGUUAAAGAGUGUGUCAACCACAUUCUAUCGCAUUACAAAGUUCGAGGAAUAACAGACAGUCCACGAUUUGGCUUUCUAAAAGAGUAUAUGGAUCUGGGAAGGGCGAAAGAGGCUUUCCUAGCGUGGCUGGCAUACGAAGAAAACAAAUCGUGGCUACUCAUAAUCGACAAUCUCGAUGACCCUGAAAGUGUCAGUUUAAAGGAAAUUCUCCCUUCUACUAUAUGGGGAUCUGUUCUCGUCACUAGCCGAAGAUCAGACUUGGCAGUCAGUUGGAACUCAAUUGAAGUUCCCUUAAUGAAUCACGACGAAAGUUUUGGUCUUCUCAUGCGAAGCAGUAACUCAUAUCCCGAGACUGGGACAGAAGAACAUCGAAGCGCUGAGGCUAUCAUUCAACGGCUUGCACAUUUACCGCUCGCAAUAUCACAAGCAGGAGCUUACAUAGCGAUGCAUCACAGUCGAAUACCCUUUAAAACAUACCUCGAUCUGUACGAAAAAUAUCCAAGAGAUAUCUUGAGCCGAAGGGCCCGGAUGGUAGAUUGGGAUAUGAAAGACGACACCGUGCUUACUACAUGGGAAAUCUCUUUUGCCGCAGUGCAGAAGAAAAUGCCAGAAGCCGCCACGAUGCUGCUGAUAUCAGGCAAUCUCGCACCCCAAAGGAUUUCUCAUGAGCUUUUCGCUUAUGGGGGUUUCUUUUCUGGUAAGCUCAAUCCAUCAAUCACCUGA
Colletotrichum gloeosporioides is the source of this 1533-nucleotide messenger RNA. RefSeq lists its product as uncharacterized. Bases 1 to 1533 code for a protein of 510 amino acids. The record is from RefSeq and is a predicted model, not a curated record. Gene Ontology annotation, molecular function: ADP binding. The transcript has 4 exons. NCBI's taxonomy places the organism in Eukaryota, Fungi, Ascomycota, Sordariomycetes, Glomerellales, Glomerellaceae.